Molecule: messenger RNA, 2196 nt
Organism: Closterium sp. NIES-65
Lineage: Eukaryota; Viridiplantae; Streptophyta; Zygnematophyceae; Desmidiales; Closteriaceae
Source: the annotation of a GenBank genome assembly
AUGUGCGGCCGGGUGGAUCCACGGCGAGUCCUCCCAAUCUCACUCCCGCUCUUUCCCCUUGGUUCUCUCGUAUCGCACGGCUCUUUCCUCGCCUCCUCUCAUCGCCUCUCCUCUCCUUCCCUCCGCCACUGCCAGUUCCUCUGCCGCGCCAUGCGCCUGCGCCACUCCCCGCACGCCCCUCGUGCAGCAUCAUUGAGUCGAACCAGAAGUCACCCCCUUCUCUCCCCUAUCUCCUCUCAUUCCCUCCCUCAUUUCCGCCUCCUUCACUCCCUCAUCCCCUCUCCUUCUCUCCCUGAUCCCCUCUCCUUCUCUCCCUCAUCCCCUCUCUUCCGCUCCCUCAUCCCCUCGCCUUCUCUCCUUCUCCUCCUCUCCCCCAUCAGGUCAUCCGUCACGCCGUGCGUCUGUCCAACCGCUACGCGUCCCUCGUGCAGCACUGGCCGGCCGCCAGCAGCGGACUCUACCCCGGCUGGAUCGCCGGCCGCAAGGCUCGGGGCCGCAGGCUCGGCCCGAAGCAAGGACGGUUUGGUGGGGGGUGGGAAGAGGUGGGGCAGCGGGGGAGGACACGUGUUGGCGUGGUACUGGCUGGUAGCGUCUCUAGCGUACGUGGUGUACCUGCACGAGGCGAGUACAGUCUUCCUCCUUGCCUUCGCUGUAGCGAAUUACGUUCUAGUGAAGCAGCUGGGGUCCUGGUGCGCAAGCAGAGGUAGCAGCAGCAGCAGCAAGCAGGGCGCCGGCACAAGCAACAAAUGGGACUGGCUGUUCCCAACCGCCCUGUGGGCAUGGCAGUGCGGCUCCUACAUUCUCAUCCGCUCAUACGACGGCUUUAGAUUCGCCCACAUUCCCUUCCUGGGCGGCAGUCUGGCAUUCCUGGACGCGCACAGGGGCGUGUUCCGGUGGGAGAUCUGCUACAACCUGCUGCUGCUGCGCAUGAUCAGCUUCGGGCUCGAUUACUACUGGGCUGCCCGGGAUGCAGCAGCAGGCACAGCAGCAGCAGGAGCAGCAACAGGAGUGAAGGGAGAGCCGCUGCUGGGUUCCAAGCUCACAGGGGUUGUCAGUGCCAGCAGCGUGGGAAGCAGCUUCCUGGAAGCUCACCGAGCCAAGUGCUUGCAGUGCAGGCAGGGCCAGGCGUGCUACACGGCGAGGCAGGGGGAGAGCCUCCCUCUGUCCGCAUAUUCCCUCCCCGCCUACCUCGCUUACCUCCUCUUCGCCCCACUCUACAUCUCCGGCCCCAUCGCUUCUUUCAAUGCCUUCACCUCGCAGCUCGACACCCCGCAAAAGACAAUGUCCGCCGCCCGCGUCGCCAUGUACGCCGUCCGGCUGGCGGCGUCGUUUCUCCUCAUGGAGCUCAUGAUGCACUUCUGCUACUUCCAGGCACUUGCCAAGUCCGCCGGACCCUGGUUCUCGGAAGCUUCCCACAGCACCGGGGGUAACGACCUGGGGAGUGCCCUGUGGGGUCAAGAGGCCCCGGGGAAUCUCGCUCUGGGGAUGAGCAUAGUGAGCUAUGGCGUUCUCAACUUCAUGUGGCUUAAAUUCUUCCUCAUCUGGCGCUUCUUCCGCCUCUGGGCUCUCGUGGCUGGCGUGGAAACCCCCGAGAACCUUCCGCGGUGCAUCAACAAUAAUUAUGACAUUGAGGGGUUCUGGCGCGGGUGGCAUGCGUCGUACAACAAGUGGAUCGUGCGGUACCUGUACAUUCCGCUGGGCGGCGGGAAGCGGAAGCUACUGAACGUGUGGAUCGUGUUCACGUUCGUGGCGCUGUGGCAUGACCUGGAGUGGAAGCUGCUGUGGUGGGCGUGGCUCACGUCGCUGCUGCUCGCACCGGAGUUGAUUGUCAAGGCCAUUGGCAACCUCAAGGCCUUGCAGGGCUUCCGCAAGUCGUGGAUGUACCGGGAGUGCUGUGCAAUAGCCGGCUCUAUCAAUGUUCUCGGGCUCAUGACGGCCAACCUGGUGGGCUUUGUGGUGGGGCUGGACGGCGUGCGUGGCUUCCUCUCCAGCUUCCUCUCCGACUCCUUCCUUGUACUCGUUACAGUCUUCUCCAUGUACGUUGGAGUGAAGCUUAUGCUGGAGAUUCGUGAGGGCGAGGUGCGGGCGAAGGUGAAGCAGAGUGUGUUGGGGGUGGAAGGGGCAGGAGGAGUUGGGGUGAAGGUGGAGCAGGGGUUGCCGGGUGGGGUGGAUGACAAGCACGGGCAUCAGAUGUGA